UGUCAUUCUGGAUGCAUUCAUUAUCAUAACAGAUUGAAAAAAUUAAAGUGAGCAGAGAGUGGGGAGUAAGAGAGAGAGGGGGAGAGAGAGAGAGGGAGAGAGAGAGCGAGUGAGUGAAAGGGGAAGUCUCCAAAAAAAGGAGAGGAAAAAGAAAAAAAAACAUCAGACGUUACAUGUGGCUGUUGGAGGGUGUGAUCCAGUUAUGGAGGGAGACAAAAUCGCAGCUCUGAAGAGGUCCUUUGAGGUGGAAGAGGUGGACCAGUCGGCACACUCUUCUCCCCAUGCCCGCAGAACGGUCAACACGCACCUGAGGACGGCUGGCACCCCCUCCGGCCCUCGCUUCCUCGACCUGGGAAGCCGCAAUUCAGAUUUCAGCCAGAAGGUGCCCUCGGAGGUGGCCAACCAGCGCUCCCCCAAGAUCAGCCUCCGCCGCAUGGAGCUGACAGGGAGCCGUGCCCCCGAGCCCGUCCCCCGUCGUACAGAAAUCUCCAUCGACAUAUCCUCCAAGCAGGUGGACAGCUCCCCCAGCCCCGGCAUCUCCCGCUUCGGCCUGAAGAGGCGGAGGCCCCCGCCCUGGGCAAGGCCCCAGACCUAACACAGAGAAGGGCAGAGCUUAUCUUUAGCAGGCCUCAGGAGGCCCCGCCUCCCAGGAGAGCUGAUCCGCCCCCUCUGCUGCCAGGAUCCCUGAGCUGGUCCACAGGAAACCAGAGACCCCAGGUCCCCUGGAACCGCUGACCCGGAGGUCCGAAAUCCACAUCACCAAAAUUCCAGAGGUUUCGGCUCUGAACAAGGUGGCCGAAAACAAUGUACACGUGACCCCCAGCAUCCCACCCAGCUACACAGAGAUCAAGGCCCCGCCCUCUGCACCUGAGGUCUACAUCGGAGGCCCUGACAGGUCAGAGGUCACGUCGAGCAGCACCAUGUCGGAUCCCACAAAGCCAUCCCUGCCACCGGUGCGUGCAGACAAGCCAAGUGCAGACUUCAGCUAUGUGGGCAUCGACGCCAUCCUGGAGCAGAUGAGGAGGAAAGCGUUGAAGCAGGGGUUCGAGCUCAACAUCAUGGUAGUGGGACAGAGUGGCCUUGGCAAGUCGACGCUGAUGAACACCCUCUUCAAGUCGAAGGUGAGCCGCAAGUCCACGCAGGCACCUCCGGAGGAGAGGAUCCCCAAGACGAUCGAGAUCAAGUCUGUCAGUCACGACAUAGAAGAGAAGGGCGUGAGGAUGAAGCUGACGGUCAUUGACACGCCGGGAUUCGGAGACCAGAUCAACAACAAGAAUUGCUGGGUGCCCAUCAUGAAGUUCAUCAACGACCAGUAUGAGCUGUACCUGCAGGAGGAGAUCAACAUCAACAGGAAGAGGAGGAUCCCAGACUCGCGCGUGCACUGCUGCGUCUACUUCAUCCCCCCCACGGGUCACUGCCUGAGGCCCCUGGACGUGGAGUUCAUGCAGCGUCUCAGCAAGGUGGUGAACAUCGUCCCCGUCAUUGCCAAAGCGGACACACUGACACUCGAGGAACGGGACUUCUUCAAGCAGAAGAUCCGGGAAGAGCUGCGGGCCAACGGGAUCGACGUGUACCCGCAGAAAGAGUUUGACGAGGACGCGGAGGACAGGGCGACCAACGAGAGGAUCCGAGAGAUGAUUCCCUUUGCGGUGGUGGGGAGCGACCAGGAGUACCAGGUCAACGGGAGGAGGCUCCUGGGACGGAAAACGAAGUGGGGCACCAUAGAAGUUGAGAACACGGCACACUGCGAGUUUGCGUUUCUGCGUGACCUGCUGAUCAGGACCCACAUGCAGAACAUCAAGGACAUCACCAGCAGCAUCCAUUACGAAGGGUAUCGCGUCCGCAGGCUCAACGAGAGCAACGCGCAGAGCAACGGCAUCGAUGAGCAUGACGUGUCAGCCAGCGAGAUUUAGAUGGCUGCCACCCCCCCACCCCCUCCCCCAGUCCCACCUCACUCUAUCCUGACUGGCUGGCCCAUCACAUCAGUGGCCAGUUCAUUUGUACCCCCCACCCCCCACCCCGUGUCUGCGGGAUGCACGAAAUCUCUCUGAUUCGUUAUUUUGACGCACCACCUAUCAGUUCCGCACUGCUAUUCCUUAAAAGGGCGUCGCACUUCGGACCCCCAUUAGGCCAUUAAGCCUGUGUUUAAGUGCCCCCCAGCAUCCUGUUCUGCCGCGGGCCCGUUCCCGUGGCUGAGCUGCCGCAACCCACCAGCAGGGGGCAGGGUAGACCGUGGGAGCCUUAGAGCCAGAGGGGUGUUGCCGGUGACGACGACAGUGUGCUGCUUUCACGCAGGCUGUAGCGAUGGGUGCAGUACUCCAACCCCCCACCCCCCCCCCUGCAAUUUGGUAGGUGCCAAUUAACGUUUGGGAACGGGGCAUCUAUCAUAUGGCCACCAGUAAGUCUGGAAACCGUGUCAUUUACAACCCGCCCGGGAAGCAGGUGACGCAGCUUCAGAGACGCGCUGAUCUCCUGGGGACGGGUCUUUGGGGGCUCUUUAGCAGACGGGUGUGUCCGUGUAGAGAUUCGUUGAUUCUGGUCUUAUUGUUUUGUUUUUGCUGCCGUUUAACGAGCACAUUGCCCACCGGGACCCCAGGCAGCAUGUAGACAGAUGAGUGGGUCGCGAUCCCAGUCAGCACCAGCAGUGUGUAGCGACCUGCCCCUCUCUUAGCGAUUCUUUGUUUUAAUUAUACCCUGUCCCCCUUCAUGCCAAACGGUUUUGUAUGCUGCUUUUGAACCUGACCUUUCUUACGGUUACAUUUAUCAUCGUUUAUAUUGUUUAUUUCUGGAGGGGCUUAUAAGGAAUCCUGAUCUGUCCAUUUCCUGUGGCUUCUGUGCCUUAUGUAGAGCAAAUUCGUGUUCCUGUUCUAAAGACAGCAGAUAUGGGAUUGAUAUGGAUAAAAUAUUUAUGUAUAUCAAAGGAUAAGUAUGUACUCCUAAUUCCGACAUCCCCCCCCCCCCCCCUUGGCAGGAACAGCCACAACUGGGUGGUGUCAGUAUUUCGGUCUAAUUCUCUUUAUUUAUUGGCUCUCAGAGGCACCAGCAGCUUUGUCAUUGGCUGGAGAAGAGUGAAGCGUCAGUGACAACCACCAGCCAAUCAAAACUGUCUGCGUUUUGGAGCCUGCCUAUUGGCUGCCUUGUGGGGUGUUGGUCUCCCCAGCCCAUGCUCCCACAUCGCCUGUUUCUCCGCAGGCCCCGACUUGUAGGCUUUCUCUUGGGCCCUUAUCUCCCCCCCCCCCCCCCCCCCCAAAAAAAAAUGCUUUGGGGUUUGGGGGACAAGCCGCGUUUGGUGACGCCGGGCAGGGCCGUCAAUGAGGAUUUCCCACGAUUCCCUGCUUCGGAGCUGGCAGUAGGGAUGCCUUCUCGGGGUGUACGCUCCCCAAGGAUUCAGGAUUGAACACCCAUUUUUAUAUUGCCCCCGUCUCCACCCCCGCUCGGCAUUUAGAGUGGGGUGGGGGGGGCGUUUGGGUUUUGCCAAAGUCAUGCUGCCGAGACCUUCGACAGAAAGAGGAGCAGGGGGAAGCAGCUAAAGCAGGAGUGCUAAGGAGUGCUAAGGAGUGCUAAGGAGUGCUAAGGAGUGCGCGGCUCCGGACGCGGACAUAGAUGGCGGGGCUCUGUGCUCUUUCCACCUGUGCGGUUUUAUCUGCCUCCUCUCCUGCCUCCUGCCUCCUUUGAGGAUUUUAUCUCCUCACCCCACUGCUUUGUCCGCUGAUGAUCUAAUUGUAAAGUCCUUCCUCCUAAUAAUCGACAGCUGAACUUAAUGAGAGUAAGAUUUUGUUUGUGCUACGCAGGACCUAAGAAGGAAUGUUUUUAUGUCAUUUGUGUCUGCAAACUGAAAUGUAUUAAAGAAGCAAUAAACUUAUUCACAUCUUUUGCUGCA
This is a messenger RNA of Brienomyrus brachyistius, 3880 nucleotides long. It is a transcript of the gene septin9b, whose product is annotated as septin 9b. Gene Ontology annotation, cellular component: septin ring; septin complex; microtubule cytoskeleton. The record is from RefSeq and is a predicted model, not a curated record. Gene Ontology annotation, molecular function: molecular adaptor activity; GTP binding; GTPase activity. Bases 921 to 1913 code for a protein of 330 amino acids. Lineage: Eukaryota; Metazoa; Chordata; Actinopteri; Osteoglossiformes; Mormyridae. Gene Ontology annotation, biological process: cytoskeleton-dependent cytokinesis. The transcript has 11 exons.